AUGAAUCCCGACGACUACGAUUUGAGUACAUCGGAUGGCUGCAGACGGGCCUUGACUCGAGCCUUGUUCGAUGCCGUUAAUGAAGCCAAGGCGGAAUGCUUGGCAUUGCAGCGUGAGCAGGCGGCGGUGGCGCGGGUCCCUCGCCCGAUACGACGUCGGACGUAUGUCCCCCGCGAGCACGACGUAGCGCACGAACGUCUGUUCGCAGAUUAUUUUGCCGAGAAUCUAAGGUAUCGGGAAGACGGGAUCGGCAGACCCGGACUUACGCCGUUGCAGAAGUGCACGGUUGCGAUCCGCCAGUUGGCCUACGAGACACCAACAGAUAUGUUCGACGAGUACCUUCACGUCGGGGAUACAACUGGCCGCGAAUGUCUCAAGAAAUUUUGUAAGUUAGUUGUGGAGGCUUUUGGCAACACAUAUUUGCGAUGCCCGACUGCUGAUGAUUGUCAGAGCCUGAUGCGAGAUGCACGAGACGGUGCACGGCUUCCCCGGGAUGCUAGGGAGCAUCGAUUUCGGGUCGAACAACGACAUCAACGUCCUCAACUCGUUCACCCUAUUCGCCGAUCAGUGCGGGGGUCGCGGUCCGGCCAUCCAGUUCACGCCAACGGCCGCACACAUCAUAUGGGCUACUACUUGGCCGAAGGCAUAUACCCAAGGUGGCCUGUUUUUUUGAAGACGAUCAGCUGCCCAAUUGGUGAGAGGAGAGUCUUGUUUGCGGCAAAGCAGGAGUCCACGCGGAAGGAUGUGGAGCGGGCUUUUGGGGUGCUCCAAUUGCGGUGGGCAAUCAUGAAAGGUCCGGCGCGUUUCUGGUACAAGGAAGUCAUCGUCGACGUCAUGUAUGCGUGCACCAUCAUGCAUAACACUAUAGUCGAACAAGAACGUGGACAUGUCACCGAUUGGGUGGAUGAUGAAGCCAGAUCUAGCUCCAGCACGGCGACCUCACCUGUCACUCGAGGAUUACCGGUGAGCUUCGGUGCGGUUCUACAGCGACAGGCCUCAAUGCGCAACCAACAAGACCAUACUCAGCUCAUGACCGACAUGAUUGAAGUAGUUUGGAACCGCAACCGCCGCCGUUGA
Salvia hispanica is the source of this 1077-nucleotide messenger RNA. NCBI's taxonomy places the organism in Eukaryota, Viridiplantae, Streptophyta, Magnoliopsida, Lamiales, Lamiaceae. The record is from RefSeq and is a predicted model, not a curated record.